Messenger RNA from Encephalitozoon hellem ATCC 50504, 597 nucleotides. Its product is annotated as 60S ribosomal protein L13a. The record is from RefSeq and is a predicted model, not a curated record. Gene Ontology annotation, molecular function: structural constituent of ribosome; mRNA binding. Gene Ontology annotation, biological process: translation; negative regulation of translation. The transcript has a single exon. The coding region runs from base 1 to 597 and encodes 198 amino acids. Lineage: Eukaryota; Fungi; Microsporidia; Unikaryonidae. Gene Ontology annotation, cellular component: ribosome; cytosolic large ribosomal subunit.
AUGGAAAAGAAGGAGCAUGUUAUAAUUGAUGCCACUGGACAAGUGGCAGGAAAGCUUGCAGCAAAAGUUGCCAAGCUCCUUCUUGAAGGAGUUCAUGUGAGUGUUGUCUGCUGCGAGGAGGCAGUGUUUAUGGGAAGUCUAAAGAGAUCUAUGGAUAAGUUCAAGGCAUACCUUAACAAAAGAUGCAUUGUUAAUCCAAGAAGAGGGCCAUUCCACUUCCGCGAGCCAAGGAUGCAUCUUGCAAAGAUAAUAAGAAGGAUGAUUUCCUAUAAGAAGGUCAGGGGAAAGACUGCAUUGAGUAAGCUUGCAACCUACGAAGGGAUCCCAAGAGAGCUUGAGGGGUUACCAAGGCAGAAGGUGACCUGUGCAUUGGUCAAGUAUGCAGGAAGGCCUAAUAACCAUGUCACCCUCGGGAAGCUCCUAAGCAUGUUUGGAUGGAAGCAUGCAGAGGCAGCCAAAAGAAUAACGGGAGAGUUGAGAGAAAGAGAAAGGCAGAUGUCUCUAGAAAAAGAGGAGAUCUACAGGAAGAGGGAGAAGAUUAAGAAAGACAAGUCCUUUGAAGACGAGGUAAACAAGAAGCUAGCUACGUUUGCAUGA